AGAUAAGCCGCAGGCACGUCCCCCUUCGCACCCUGCCGUAAGUUAUAAACGUCCACAUCACUGCAGCCUUUUAACAGCUGCUUCACACUUACCAGAGGAAUAACUCAGGCUCUGUCUGAUUCAUGCAUGGAAAAAGGAAUGGAACAAUGUUAAGGUUUCCCAGGCUUAAUGAAUGGAUUGUGUGAGUAAUGGCUGACUGUACAUUGUAGGAGUCACGGUCUGAAAGCGGUUCAGCUGUUCAAAAAAAAACCUUCAAGCACUGAGGGUGUGUCUGGGUCACUGUACGGCAUGCAGGAUGGGCCAAACUCGCUCGGAUCUUUCGCACACCACCGCCGCCUCAGGCAGAGCGAAAUGGAAAGCAGGCGAGACAACGCAGCGACUUCGGAGCGGAGAGAAGCGACGGAGUGACCAGUUAAACAGGAAACCGAUGAAAAACAACGUGUUGUCGUGUUUGGGAAGGAGAAAGCGCGACUCCAGUCAAACAGAAGCGGAUUUAGGUAGCGGAAACGGAGCCGGAGAUCCAGCAGCGUGCCGCGAUCACAGAGUAGGAAAGUUGCCGAGGGACGAGGCUGUGUCGGCGGUUGGGGAACACCGAGCAUCCCCGGGUCGUUUUGAAACACCAUCCGGCCUAGAUGAGAGUACAGAAGCUGCCCAGCUUGCCGUGAACCGAGGUGCAACGGCUGGCCCGUCUGAUGCGCCAGGUUUGGAGAGGCGGACCGGUGAAGUCAGCGGUGCGGGCUACGAGGAGCCGAAACCCGCGCGAGAGGACAAUGCCUCGGACCCCCCGACGAAGGCCAUGGAAGAGCAGCCACUGGGGGGAAACAGCCAGGAUCGUGUUGUGUCUGAGGUUAGAGAAUUAACGGGGACUAGUCAGAGUUCAGCCCCGCUGCUCACCUCUGACCCGAACGCUGAGCGGACUUUGACCAACUCGCCCCCGGAUCAACCUUUAGAUUGUGGACUAUCGGUAACGGACGCUGAGGCAAAAAUGACAAAAACCGACUGUAGUACCGUUUCACGUCCCCCCAAAGCGGCCGGAGAUCAGAACAAAUGUUGUCCGGUUAAACCUGAGGACCGAAAAGACUCAGAUCAGGCUCCUCAUGGUCCCCAAGGAGGCCAAAGUUACCCAGGAACUAUACCGAAACUCAUCAUAACUAGGGACCCUAGCCCGACCCGCUCUCAGGGUGCACCGGGCCCGCUGAGCGCCCGAACGGAGCCGAGCACCGGCUCGUGUCUGGACCCUCACCCAGAUGACGAGUCUCCCUCGGACAGCGGCUGCGGAGGGUCCCCUGCACUGAUGCGCUCCCCGAGGAAGCUGUCCAACUCCUCCUCCAUCGGCCUGUCCUCCGCCUCGUCCUUCGAGGAGUCCGAGGACGACUUCACCGGGAGCGACAUCGAGUCCAGUUUGUCCCCGGCCCGGUCUCUGUGUAGCCCGGACGAUGGAACAGGGAAUAAGUCCUGGCAGAAACUGAAGACCAUGGUUCACUGGUCCCCCUUCGUCGUGUCCUUCAAGAAGCGUUACCCGUGGGUGCAGCUCGCAGGCCAUGCAGGUAACUUCCAGGCCGGGGAGUACGGGCGCUUGCUGAAGCGAUACUGUGAGUGCGAGCAGCAGUGCCUACAGAAGCUGAUGAAGGACACUCUGCGCCCCUAUGUGCCUGGUUACUAUGGUGUGGUACAGAGAGACGAGCAGGACUAUAACCUGAUGGAUGACCUGCUUGCUGACUUCGACUCGCCCUCCAUCAUGGACUGUAAGAUGGGCAGUAGGACAUACUUGGAGGAGGAGCUGAUAAAAGCCAGAGAGCGCCCACGCUUGCGGAAGGACAUGUAUGAGAAGAUGGUGGCGGUGGACCCCGGGGCCCCCACUGAACAGGAGAGGGCCCAGCAAGGGGUCCUCAAACCCAGAUACAUGCAGUGGAGGGAGACGCUCAGCUCCACCGCCACCCUGGGCUUCCGCAUCGAAGGCAUUAAGAAAGCUGAUGGAACUUGUAACACCAACUUUAAGAAGACAAAGUACAGGGAGCAGGUGAUGCAGGCCCUGGAGGACUUUGUAGGUGGCAACACUCAGAUUCUGAAACUGUACCUGCAGCGAUUGGAGGAACUUCGAUCAGUCCUUGAGCAGUCACAGUUCUUCAGGUCACACGAGGUCGUCGGCAGCUCCCUGCUGUUUGUGCAUGAUGCUUCGGGGAAGGCCAGAGUGUGGAUGAUCGACUUUGGGAAGACGGUUCCUCUGCCGGGCCCUCGGACCCUGGACCACAGGACUCCGUGGGUGGAGGGCAAUAGGGAGGACGGCUACCUGUGGGGACUGGACAACCUCAUAGACAUCCUCAGCAGUAUGCUCCCACAGACACCUUGAGAGGGAGACUCAGAAGACUGCAGCGAAACACUGGCCCAUGUCCAGAUGGUGGAAAACAAAACAAGAUUGGGAGAAAACAAACACUGAGACAGGCUGAGGAAGGAUCAGAAGAGUGCCCCCAGUUUGAUGACUUUUUCAAGACGCACGCCGUCAUCCAAGUGUCUUUAUCCAAUUCUACCUGUGUAGGAGAAGAUGAAUGAAGACAACUGCAGGAUCUCAAUUGCAAAGUGGAAUAUGCCGAAGGCUGACAUCAUGCAUUAUGCUCCAUUUGUUGAACUUGGGGACAGAUGACCUGCAAUGAGUGGAGGGAAAAUUUAAUGCAGAAUUGUAACUUUUGUUACAUGGACUGUGACUUAUUUACUGAGAAUACAGUCCUCUGAAUUUAUGAACCUCUGUCAGUCACUUUUUCCUGCAAAGACAUUUAAUGUUGCUCAUCUCCCUCCUCAACGUCUUCCUCUGUUGGUCAGAGGUGCACAUUCAGUAGUACUCUCAUGACCAUGAACUUGAUUCAGCGGUAUGAAAUCUUUCUACAGGGCCUUUGAGGAGCAUUGGGUUAUGGGAGUUUUAGUUUUGUCAUGGACCAUUUUUGAUGUUUAAGUAUACAGCAACACUAAAACACUGGUCAGACCACGUGUUAACUAACUCAGCGUGUAAAUACAACUUUAUUUAAGUUUUUUUUUGGCCUUGGUAUAACCUCCUUAUCACGUUUGUACAAUUGUGUGCCUCGCGUUUUUAAAGACAGAGCUGUUUGAUCAUUCCAGUGCAGUGGACUCCUGCUAUUUUUCUUCCAAAGAGUUCACCUAAGUGUAAACUGAUUUACAUCUAAUCCCAAAGUUUAACCUCUAGUAGAAAGUGUUUUCUAAAUUUGGAUUUUUGUAUGAUAAUGCAGUGACGUUCUUUUGUUUUUCUUUAACUGUAAAGUAAGCAGCUUGGCAGCCAUGUUUGUCUAGAAUUUGUUGCACUAUGGAUCCUCACAAAGCCAUUGAACAAAUCAAGCGGUGCCUCUGUGUGUCUUAAGGUGGGAAGCAGCAGUCAAGUACUGGGUUUACAGAUGCAGACGUUUAGGAGUUUAACAUGAAUUGAAUUGGUUGUUAGUACCACUUCUCUUUGGUCAGUGCUUUGGAUUUGCAGGGAGUUUUACAGUGAAGCAGUAGCGUGAUGGGUGAAAUGAAACUGGAUUUGCCUGAUUAAACGUUUGUGAGGUUUCUCUUGUGUAUCAAGUCACACGCAAUCUUGAAACUGGAAAUUUUGAAUGUGUGUUACGAUUCAAAGGAUGACACAUAAUCAAAUACAAGAAUAUCGCUUUUAAACACAAGGAUGUUGCUGUAAACCUCAUUCGGCUACACUAAAGAGGUUUGUGGGUUUGAUGUUGUGUCUGGUGGAUGGAGAGUUUACAAAGAAACAACAUUGUUAUUAUAUCUUAGCUGUUAAGUCAGUGUCAUUCCUUGACUGGAAUGCAGCACUUCGGUGAACAUAACAGCCUCGAGUCUUCCAGUUGUCCUCUGACAGUGUCAGGCAGCACUGUUUGGGUGUGUGUGAGUGGACGGUUCACUCAGCACACAAAUGUUUUGUACAAGUGUUGCAGAUAGCUGACGUCAUGAAAUUGGAACUCAAUUCAGGCAUUCAGUUUUUCCAUUUCUGAAAAGUAAACCUACUGGAAGCGAGCGAUAGUACAGUGUUUACAAAGUAUUGUAUUUCUUUGCCCACAAAUCCUCUAUAUUUAUAAAAUGGCAAACUAUCAGGUUUUCAAACUGGGUGCUGCUUUAUAAGUAAGAAAACUGGAUUCAUAACCACAUUUUGUAUUUUUAAAGGCAGUGUAUUUUAGAAUCGCAAAACAGACAGACUGGUGAAAAUUAUUAUUAAUUCCCUGCUUUGUCCAGGUCAUGGAUUGCAAUAAACUGGAAAUAAGA
Messenger RNA from Chelmon rostratus (copperband butterflyfish), 4260 nucleotides. It is a transcript of the gene itpkcb, whose product is annotated as inositol-trisphosphate 3-kinase Cb. The transcript has 8 exons. The record is from RefSeq and is a predicted model, not a curated record. Gene Ontology annotation, cellular component: cytoplasm; nucleus. Bases 296 to 2350 code for a protein of 684 amino acids. Gene Ontology annotation, molecular function: inositol tetrakisphosphate kinase activity; inositol-1,4,5-trisphosphate 3-kinase activity. Gene Ontology annotation, biological process: inositol phosphate biosynthetic process. Lineage: Eukaryota; Metazoa; Chordata; Actinopteri; Chaetodontiformes; Chaetodontidae.